CGAGACUUUUUGAGUUUACCCUCAAGUUUUGUUAUAUACAUGUUCUAUUCCGAUUUCCAAAUAUUUUAUUUUCUUGUUAGUUUGUGAAUUUAUAAUUUGCUGUGUGUAUCAACAACGUAGUGUCGUCCUAUUAAGUCUGUGGUUAUCAAUAAACUAGACACGUCAAUCAAUAAAUAAUCUAAAUUAAUUGCCACUCAUCUCAAAUUCUCAAAAUGGAGGCAGAACUAAUCUCACGACAAGACAACAAGAUAUUACUACAUUUUGAUGUUGAGCUUGCACCGGAACACAGUUUUCUGACACAUACGAGUAAAAAGUUUUUAUGUGGAGCCGUUGGGGUGCAGGUUGAAGUGAAUACUGCUAGGUGCUGCAAGGGCACAGAAGAUUGUUUCACAGAAUUUUUUGACGGCCAUGUUAUUAUUUCUGUUAAAUGUAGUAAAUUAUUCAUGGACAACCUGCAUUAUACAUGCAAAGUAUCAAGUAUAAAAUUGAAAAAAGAAGACCUAUUAAUCAGUGCGUGUGACGAGUGGCACAAAAUCCAUCACUUUUGUGCAAGAAAAUUUGGUAGUGUCGAGAUAAAUAAUGAACUGGAAUAUUCAUUUGAUAUCACAUUGGUGUGUGAUAUCGCUGAGAGUACCAGUCCAUAUGCAUUGCUUUACGAAGACACUGUCUUGGCGGACUUUGAGUUACAUGGGGAAGGUGGAACUAUCAGUGUGCACAAGACAGUCCUCGCUGCGUCCAGUCCAGUUUUUAAGACCAUGCUUUGUGGAGACUGGAAGGAAACAAAUGAAGGAAGAGUUGCUGUUGCUGGAGCCACGCAGGAGCACUUGCAUGUGUUUAAGGAGUAUAUGUACCUUCAUAAACUACCAGAGACAGACAUAAGAAGUCUCUUGGUACUGGGCUCCUAUUAUAUGAUGUCAGAAUUGGUUCAAAAAUGUGUGGCAAAGCUUAUAAACAAGCUAGAUUCUGACAAUUUGACUGAUAUUAUGGAGUUAGCUGUAAAGUUUAAGUUAGAUAAUUUAUUUAUGAGUGUUUUGAACUGUGUCAAGUAUGAUAUAAUCGGUAUUAACGAAAUAAGGGCAAUAAAUUUUGAUAAAGAUAUACAAAGGCCCAAUGAUGUCCCUAAAAAGGUGAAGAGAUUAACUGAUUUUGACCUAUGAACUUUUUUUUGUAGAGUGAAGAGCGGGUUUUAAAUAUUUUUUAUAAUCAAAUUAAAUAAUAACUUGUAAUAAUUGUGUUAUAAUUUAUUAUAGCUUAACUUUUGCUUUUAAAUUAUUCAUUUUCUUUCAAGUUUACUGAUUAUUUAUUAACAUAAUUUUGUAAGUAAGAAUGUUUACGCUUGCAUGCCUGUUUUCCACACUUUUGUUUCUGCCCGCCCUGUUAGAAAUCACGGGCGUGAGUUUGUGUAUUUUACCCUUCAUCGUAUUCUGUCGGCUGUGAGACCAAUGUGUCUUUUCUGUGAUUAAAAAAAAGAAAAAAAAGUAAAAACGAAAGUAAAAAGUAAACACACAGUAGUACUAAGUAUUCAAAAUUAAAUAUAACAUACCCUACUUUUUACUUAGAAA
Pectinophora gossypiella (pink bollworm) is the source of this 1562-nucleotide messenger RNA. RefSeq names its product kelch-like protein 6. The record is from RefSeq and is a predicted model, not a curated record. The coding region runs from base 213 to 1157 and encodes 314 amino acids. Gene Ontology annotation, molecular function: ubiquitin protein ligase binding. Gene Ontology annotation, biological process: proteasome-mediated ubiquitin-dependent protein catabolic process; regulation of proteolysis. The transcript is spliced from 2 exons. NCBI's taxonomy places the organism in Eukaryota, Metazoa, Arthropoda, Insecta, Lepidoptera, Gelechiidae. Gene Ontology annotation, cellular component: cytoplasm.